GGUUUAGAUAUCACUUGUCAAUGUUGAAAUGGCUUUAUGACAUCCCGAGGUUUUAACCCAAGAAAUUGGCGAAAAUAACUGGAAAAACACAGGAAAUAGAAAAUGGGGACAGGUCCAAGCAAGACUAGAAGAUUAACUGUUGAAAACGAUGAUCCGACGAGUGUUAUUAAAGUUUCCGAAGAUGUAGUAGACCGGAUUCGAGGAGUAGCUCAAACGGUAAGAAGCCAAGAAGCACAUUCAUACCCGCCACAAAUGCCCACACCACAAGCACCCACAGUAGUUCCAGUUUAUCUCCACGAGCCAUCAUUGACCAGUCUUCAAAUUCGACAGGCGAAUGUAGCAGAGCUGAAGAAGAAUGACGAGUAUUGGGCGAACCGGAUCAAGGCCCUGGAGCAGAACCACAAGAAAAUGAACUCCGUUAUGGAUGAAGAGUAUAAGAAAGCGUUAGAUGAAUUCAAAUCAGGCAAACCGGCGCAGGCCCUCAAAGAAAUCCCUUGCCUAGAUUCCCGGAAAGCUGUUAUGGACUGUUACAAGAAGAAUCCCGACUGCCCAAUGAACUGCGCCAAAAUCGUACAAGCCUUCCAAGAGUGCGUCGAUUACAAAAGAUCAUGUUUACUGGCCAGCAGAGUUGCAACCAGCAAAGGCUAAACACUCAGUAGAUGAGUGGAAUAGAGAGCGCAUAUGUAAUAUAUUUCUUUGAAAUGAAAUCGCCGCAUUAUUGUAACUAAAUAAAUUUUUCGUUUUAAAA
This is a messenger RNA of Dendroctonus ponderosae (mountain pine beetle), 748 nucleotides long. It is a transcript of the gene Chchd3, whose product is annotated as MICOS complex subunit MIC25. NCBI's taxonomy places the organism in Eukaryota, Metazoa, Arthropoda, Insecta, Coleoptera, Curculionidae. The record is from RefSeq and is a predicted model, not a curated record. The transcript is spliced from 5 exons. Gene Ontology annotation, cellular component: MICOS complex. Bases 103 to 648 code for a protein of 181 amino acids. Gene Ontology annotation, biological process: inner mitochondrial membrane organization.